Molecule: messenger RNA, 299 nt
Organism: Xyrichtys novacula (pearly razorfish)
Lineage: Eukaryota; Metazoa; Chordata; Actinopteri; Labriformes; Labridae
Source: the annotation of a GenBank genome assembly
AUGAUAUUAACCCAAAGAAGCAGCAUUGACCUGCCGAGCUGUCUGGAUGAUCUGGUGGAUGUAGGUACUCUGUGCUCAGUUUCAUGAGAAGUGCCUGAAUAGUCAGGAACUGAUAGCUUACCUGAAUCUGUGUGCUAUUCCAGAUCAUCCCUAAAGAAGGGGCAGCUAAACAUGAGGACAGAAGGGCUUUUGUGGACCUUCUGAAAGGAUUGCUGCUUCUAAAAGAUGAUAAGAGAAUCUCUCCUCGAGAAGCUCUGCAGCACCUUUUUAUGACCAUGUCUCAGUUUUAUCUGAUGUAG